Pseudo-nitzschia multistriata is the source of this 1399-nucleotide messenger RNA. The record is from the annotation of a GenBank genome assembly. Lineage: Eukaryota; Bacillariophyta; Bacillariophyceae; Bacillariales; Bacillariaceae.
CUUAGAGACUAAGGUACGUACGGACAGUACGUACUCGUAGUCAGGGGUCAUACAGUAAAGUGUAAAGUCAUAACCCCUGUUCGUAGUACCGUAUGAUACGAUAGGGUACGAUAUGGUACACUACGUACGUGCCGUACUACCGAGGCGAGGCAAGGCAACGUGAAAAAAAUGGAUUACAGAUCCUGUAGUUCAUCUCGUACAAAUGCGAGUUCGUAAUUGGUUGUAUUACCUCAUACUACGUACUAUCUUGUACUACAGUAACUCGUACUUCCUCUCCUGGUACUUUGGUACUUCCUUCCUCGGACUCAUGAUACGUAUGACUAGUAACUAAUAGUACUGUUACUACGUACCGUACGUUUAAAAUACAACACCUCAAAAUUCAAUACCGUGCCUCACCGUAUCAAUCGAUGAAGAAGCCGAAAACUCAAAGCUUGGCUUUUCUCCCAAUGAUUUUGCCGUUGCGUGAAAGGUUGAUCACAUAUUCCUUGUGCUCGGAAAAACGAUGAUCUCUCGAAGCCUUUUGCUGCUCGUGGUGACAGCCUUGUUGGCAACCACCCACGGACAAGACUAUCAAGACCAUUACGAACAAGAUUAUUCACAAGACGGACUCUACGCAGAUUACGCCAGGCAACAGCAAGCUAAGGAAGUCGCAGGGAAAGCGUGAGUAAUAUAUGGUUCCACGUGGCAUAUAGUUCGUGUUGUUGCCCUUUGGCCCUCUAGGUUUUGCAAAGGAAGACGCCAAAUAGACCGGGCGGGUUUGUUUCCAUGGCAUCAUAUGUCAUGCGGCAUAGUACAGGGUCCGAUGACUCGCAGGGAUGGGUCAAUUGUACCGCAUCAUCCGUUGCCAAUGUCCGCGAAAUCAUUUUUUGUCCGUCGGAUAGGGAAGGAGCGAGAACACCAGUGAAAGCGGAUGAAUCGGGAGUGGCCAUGCUCUAUCAAAAGGUGGCAGCGAUAUGCUUGUUUUCGAUAUUUUUGGAAGGAUCGACCCAUAGUUGCUGGUUCGCAUGCUCCAUAAUCCACUGCCUCCUUGCUUUCCGUCUUUGCAAUCUCACGAAACAUCGUUUCUCUCGACGCACUUCUUUCGUGGAUUCGACCCGGCGGUCGAUGGCGCUAUCCAACCUCACACAACAACUCAAUGGCAUGACGCGCUGCGCAUAGACCCUUUGGAUGGGGAAAGAUUUUGAUCGGAACGGGGCUCGGAUGGAUCAUGGGAGGAAAGAUCCACGCGCAACGAAAAGAGAAAAAGCUUAACGCCCUACACAAGAAGGAGCAAAAGGCCCUCUACAGCCAAUAUUAUAACGAUGUCUAUCAAUUGCAACAAAAGAAUGCGGAAAUGGUGGAUACGUUAAAUCAGCUGGGAUACCGCGUGAAAUAAAAAAAAUCAAUUAUACCACGAGAC